AUGCCUCGAUCCAAACGCGCGCGCGUGAUCCCGACCUCGAAAACCGGCAAGAACCGUAAAGAGCUGGUCCAACGGCUGCACUCGCGCAUCCAGGCCGCCAUCGACGCCUACCCGUCCAUCUGGGUCUUCUCGGUGCAGAACAUGCGCAACAGCAUCAUCAAGCGCAUCCGCGCGCAGCUGGGCGACAACAGCCGCAUCUUCAUGGGCAAGACGAAGCUGAUGGUGCACGCGUUGGGCGCGUCGGUCGAGACGGAGUAUGCCCCGGGGCUGAGCGGGUUGACGCCGUAUAUGCGCGGGGAGGUCGGGCUGUUGUGUACGCGGCUGGCGGGGGCGGAGGUGGAGGGGUAUUUUGCCGCGUUCAGCGAGGUGGAUUAUGCGAGGGCGGGGACGAGGGCGGAGGCCGGGUUUACGAUUCCGAGGGGGGAGCUGAGGACGCGGUUUGGUGUUGAGGGCGCCGAGGGGGAGGAGGAUCUGAUCCCCGUUGCGGUUGAGCCGACGCUGAGGAAAUUGGGUGUCCCGACCAGGAUUGUCAAGGGUAGGGUUGUGCUGGAGGAGAGUGCGGAGCCAGAGGGGAUGGAGGAUGGAGAGGACGGUUACGUGGUCUGCAGGCCGGGUGAUGUUCUGGACUCGAGACAAACGACAUUGCUGAAGAUUUUUGGAGUCAGGAUGGCGGAGUUCAAAGUGAGUCUCAGAGCGGUGUGGGAGAAGGUGGGCGGAACAGUGAGGGAGGUUGGUGGCAUGGACAUUGAUGCAACGGCGGAACCCUGA
Endocarpon pusillum Z07020 is the source of this 768-nucleotide messenger RNA. RefSeq lists its product as uncharacterized. The transcript has a single exon. The record is from RefSeq and is a predicted model, not a curated record. Gene Ontology annotation, cellular component: preribosome, large subunit precursor; nucleolus. Gene Ontology annotation, biological process: ribosomal large subunit biogenesis; nuclear-transcribed mRNA catabolic process; rRNA processing. The coding region runs from base 1 to 768 and encodes 255 amino acids. Gene Ontology annotation, molecular function: RNA binding. NCBI's taxonomy places the organism in Eukaryota, Fungi, Ascomycota, Eurotiomycetes, Verrucariales, Verrucariaceae.